Messenger RNA from Lycium ferocissimum, 1517 nucleotides. RefSeq names its product L10-interacting MYB domain-containing protein-like. NCBI's taxonomy places the organism in Eukaryota, Viridiplantae, Streptophyta, Magnoliopsida, Solanales, Solanaceae. The coding region runs from base 194 to 1348 and encodes 384 amino acids. The record is from RefSeq and is a predicted model, not a curated record. The transcript has 3 exons.
GUGAAAAAAGUGAUAGUUUUUUAAUGUGGGAAUUUCUAAACGGGUACAUUUCCGUAAUUUUUUACCCCGCUCUAGUCCCGUAAAAAGUCCCAAUUUCUUCCGUAUUAGCCUAUAGCCCAUCUAUACCCCAUUUCAUCGCAGUAAAUUCUUCCCAUUCCAUCACGGUUUCCCAUUUGAUCAAUAACCCAGUUAAAUGGGAAGUUGGGACAUUAGAAAAUUGGUACCUGUCCAUCCAAAUGAUCUCUUUGAUGAUGAAAAUAAAGAAAGGGAAUGUUGGGACAUUAGCCACUUGGUAUCUGGUCAUCUGGAGGAUUUGUUAGGUGAUGAAAAUAAAGAAGAGGAGAUACUUCAAAGGGAGCAAGAGAAAUGGUUUGCCUUGUGUAAAAUAACAUUGAAGCUUAUCUUGAUUUAUUACGAAGAAAUAGAUAUGGAACCUGUGAUGUUUCAUUCCCAGAGUAAAGCUAGCUGGGACGAUGAUGCCCAUAUUAAAUUUAUUGAGUUGUGUGAACAAGAGAUUAGAAAAGGAAAUAGACCAAGUACUCAUUUAUCUAAAGAUGGAUGGAAAAAUAUGGUUAAUAAGUUCAAUAAGAAGAUGGGAAGAAACUAUGAUAGGAAACAAAUGAAAAAUCAUUGGGAUAACAUGAAAGCCGAAUGGACUCUUUUUAAGCAGAUGAUAAGAGGGGAGACAGAUUUAGGUUGGGAUGCUAUGAAAAAUACAAUUAUAGCAGAUGAUAACUGGUGGAAGCGAAAAAUUAAGGAGAAUGCUCGAUAUAAAAAAUUUAGGAACAAAGAUCUUUCGUUGAUAUGGUGUCGUUAUGAUGCACUGUUUGCUGAUGUUAUUGCCACGCGAGAAAGAGCACGUGCAACAAAUCAAGAACAAACGUCUGGCAUUGGAUCAAACUUCGUUGAAGAAGGAAUAAAUGGUAAUGAUGAAAGGAGUGACGAAAGUGAUGAUCUGCAGAAUGUGGAUUCUGUUAUGUUUCCCGAGCCAUCACUAAAAAGACGAAAAUCAAUAGAUUGUGUCGACACUAGCAGUCAAGUAAAAAAUAGUAGGACAAGACUUGGUGUAGCAUCAAUAAAAGAGGCUAUACAUUCCCUAAUAGAGUUUAUGCGCAAUAGUACUGCUGCAUCUCCUGUAUCCGAUGAACCCACCAUCGGGAAGUGUAUUGACAUGUUGGAAAAUAUGCCUGAUUAUAUUCCUGCAGGGAGUGAUCUUUUUAACUAUACCGUGAACAUGUUUAUUAAGAAAGAAGUGCGGCAAGUAUUUCUUAGGCUGUCUACUAAUGAAGCUCGGAAGUCUUGGUUGGAGUUUAACUACCGGUUAUUCCUUAAGAAGUAUAGUAGAUAACGUGUCAUUGUAGUUAACAUUUUUAUUUUUUCAUGUUUGGACAUUAUGGUUGUAUGCUUAAACCUUAUUUAGUGUUUCUUGUUUAGAUGUUGUGGUUGUAUGGUUAAACCGUAUUUAUUGGGAUUAAAUUACACCAGAGCUAAUUUCAAAGGGCUGAUUGUUGUGGUUC